UAUUAUGAUCAUAUCGAUAGAAAAGCACAGAGAGAAAAUGGGCAGAGGGAAAUCAAAGAUCGAGAUUAAACCGAUCGAGUCACUGGCAGCUCGGAAUGUAUGCUUCACCAAGCGGAGGAAUGGGCUGUUCAAGAAGGCAUCGGAUCUGUGCCGCCUAUUCCCCGGAGUUAAAGUUGCGGCGGUGGUGUUCUCUCCGGCGGGAAAGCCGUAUGUGUAUGGCGACCCAACUGGGAUUUUGGAGCAGGGCAGCGGCAGUCCUCUGUUUCCUUCGCCGUUGUCCGGUGAUCCGGUGAUCCGAGGGGCGCAACUGCAGGGCGGGUGUCCUUCGCCGUCCUCGGUUCUGGCCGGUGACCAUCUUAUUUCUGAGCCCUGCGGCUACUCACCAGUUGAGAGGAAGACUGGUUGGGAAGACGAUUGGCUAAUUAGUGGAGAAGACAUUGAAUCAAUGAUCCAAGAGUUGCAGGGCGGUGAUCAUCUUAUUUCCGACCCCUCAAUUCAGCCGGAGAUACUCAGAGAAGAAGAUGUGGGUUCAAUGAUCCAAGAGUUGCUGUGGUCGUAGGGCCUUACUAUUAUAUUUUGAACUGAUCCCGCCAUCAAUUUUACUCUCUUCUGACUUUAGGGUUUAUAUCAUCGAGAAUUGCUAUUAUUAUGGGACUAAAGUAUAUAUAAUCGUGCUCAUAAUGCCAAUUAUUGUAUGUAUUACACGAUCUCAGUUCCUUAUUUCAUUCUUUUGUCAAAUGUAUACACAAAUUAUUAUCUCCACAAAUUAUUUAAUUUGAGAUGUUAUUAUUAUUUAGUAGAUGCAUGAUUC
This is a messenger RNA of Cuscuta epithymum, 811 nucleotides long. NCBI's taxonomy places the organism in Eukaryota, Viridiplantae, Streptophyta, Magnoliopsida, Solanales, Convolvulaceae. The record is from the annotation of a GenBank genome assembly.